Mycena indigotica is the source of this 2226-nucleotide messenger RNA. Its product is annotated as Polyadenylate-binding protein 1. Gene Ontology annotation, molecular function: RNA binding. Bases 1 to 2226 code for a protein of 741 amino acids. The record is from RefSeq and is a predicted model, not a curated record. The transcript is spliced from 6 exons. NCBI's taxonomy places the organism in Eukaryota, Fungi, Basidiomycota, Agaricomycetes, Agaricales, Mycenaceae.
AUGAAGGCCGCCCCUCAGCUAGCUUCCCCAGCUCUAUUCUACGAUCCCCCUCCGCCCCGCAUAGCAGAGACUCGAAUCAAGACAUUUUUCGAUGCCUCUCAGCUCGAUGUUGUUAUUACGCUGGUCAAGCCAAAGCGGAAACGAGGGUUCUAUCGUCUGGAGUUUGCAGACAUUCACACAGCCGAGAAAGCUCUUGCCACUGUUCACCUCCAAAUCAUUCCCGACACCGACCCGCCAAUUCUGCUCGAAUUGAGCGCGAACCCUCCACGGUCAAAGACUCCGGCGCAAGAGAUGCCUCAAGCACUUCCUCGCUCGCUUAGAGGGUGGAAGAAUGGGCUUUCCGCUCAGGAACUUUUUGACGCGUUUCGCCACUAUGGUCCUAUCCAGAGCAUCCACUGUGACUCGAUUACUGGUGCCCUUGUUCAAUUUUGGCUUGAAGACCACGCGAAAGCAGCAGAAUUAGGGUUCAACACCGCUAAUUCAUCGACUAAGAUGGUCUUAGAGGCAUACGACCCCUGCUUAGUGUUCUGCUCGAACAUACCUUUUGACAUUAACGAUACCCCCACUCUUUGCUCUUAUUUUGAAACAUAUGGUCUCAUAACACAAAUAGACCUACUCCGCAAUGCUCGAACCGGCAAGAGUCGCGGACUGGCGCUGAUACAAUUCUCGACCGCAAGUGAGGCUUCCGCCGCGAUUCACGGUAUGCAUGGACGGGAACUACAUUCCAGAAAACUUGCGUUGGCUUACGGGCGCGUGAAAGCGACCAAAGCGAUGGUCGAACCAGCAAAGACACCAACCCCGCCAGCCCAUGCAACCAUCAAUCGCUAUGUCUCUUCGCCCGUUCCAGACAGCGAGAAAACGUUGGUUGUUUCUGUCGACCCAGUCGCAAAUACCAAUCGAUGCGUUGAAUUCGAAGAUGUUCGCCUGCUCUCCGAGGCCAUAUACGAUAAGAUCAAGCAACAAGUUGAAGACGACCGCUUGCGGAGGGAACAUAAUGACUUUGAGCGCGCCACUCUCCAGUCACGAUAUGACGAAGAAGUUUCACUUCGAAUUGCUGCGCAAGCUGGACUGAAACAACUGGCUGAAAACGAGUAUCUACGACAGACUGAAUCCGCCAAAAUCCAGGCGCGCCUUGAGGAGGAGAGAAGGGGCCGGGAGAAAUGUGAGGCAGAGAACGAACACUUGCAAUCAUGUUUGGAGAGAGAAAGGACUCAAUACGAGAACGAGCUGACAACUCUUCGGGCCCGUUUGGUCACCGAAUCCAAGCUGCGGCUAACGGCAGCCGCGCAAACUGCACAACUCCGGGAAGAACUGGAAGAGACAAUCUCUCAACUCGAGGACGAAGUCAUACUCCGGGCAGAGUUACAAAUGCAGUAUGAUCGGGAAGAAGAACGCCGAAGGGAGGUUUCUUCUGAACUGGAACGAGUUCGUGUGGAAUUGGAGCGUGUCCAGAGAGCACUCGUGUUGACGGAGUCGCAAAUCAAGAUGGCUCAGCUGGAACGAGACAAGCCGAUUUGGGAAAAGGCGAAGCUGAAACGGGAAGCGGCCGAGGCAUCCCAACGUCGUGCUGAUGAUGCUGCAAAGCGCAGAAAUCUGGAGAAGAUUAUUGCUGAUGAGAAAGCGAAAAGAGAGGCAGAGCGUCAGGAGCGUAUAAAGAAAGAACAGGAGGAACGAGAUCGUCGAGAAAGGGAAGAAAAGGCGCGGCUGGAACGAGAACGGCAAGAACAGGAGCGUAAAUUGCGAGAAGAACACGAACGCAGGCAGCGGUGGCAAGCAGCAACUGCACGGGAAGGAAAACGUUGCAGGAAGCGUGACCAGGCUAUGCGGGGAGCAGCUAGAUGGACGAACUCCGACGCCAUUUCGCGUGUCAAGAUCAUAAUGGUCGAGUUUGAGAAACUCAAAUUCUCGGAAACCCAACCGUUGACCCUUGCCGCCAUCCCAUGGCCUAUCCUUAUUGACCCUCUGCAACUCGAACUCGACGCUAUCACAUGGGAGUCAGUCGAGAAAUUUUUCGCGGCGGUCAAGCUUUUCUCUUAUGAUGACCCUACGGAGUACAAAACAUUGGUUGAGAAACUCCAUCGAAUGUUUCAUCCGGACAAGUGGCGUUCGAGAGGAAUCCUUUCCUCUGUUUUUAACGAGACACUUCGAGCGGGCAUUGAUGCGGCAGGGAACUCCGUUGCGCAAGCACUGACACCAUUGUGGAGGGAGAGCAAAGGAUACGUAUGA